Molecule: messenger RNA, 639 nt
Organism: Closterium sp. Yama58-4
Lineage: Eukaryota; Viridiplantae; Streptophyta; Zygnematophyceae; Desmidiales; Closteriaceae
Source: the annotation of a GenBank genome assembly
AUGCAGCGUUCCUGUUGUCGCGGGAGUAUCUGCUCGCCAUGGCAGCGGCGCUCACUGAACACGCGCUCGAGACCGCCUUCUUCCCCGCCUUCAAAUGCUGCCUGUGGCCCGUGGCGUGGAACUUCGCUUUUCCUCCCUCCCUCCCCGCACCCCACCCCCGCUAGCCAUGCAGCGUUGCUGUUGUCGCGGGAGUAUGUGGUCGCCAUGGCAGCAGCGCUCACUGAAUACGCCCUCGAGACCGCCCUCUUCCCCGCCUUCAAGCGCCGCCUGUGGCCCGUGGCGUGGCUGGGGGGGUGGCUGCUGCUGGCGGGGGAAGCGGUGCGCAAGGCAGCCAUGCUGACGGCGGGGAGGAGCUUCACUCACGAUAUUCAGACGGAGAAGCGGCGCGAACACCGGCUGGUGACGCACGGGGUGUACAGGUGGGUGCGGCAUCCGGGCUACACGGGGUGGUUCGUGUGGAGCAUAGCCACGCAGCUGCUGCUCGUCAACCCCCUCUGCACGCUCGCCUUCGCCCUCGUCUCCUGGCGCUUCUUUGCCGUCCGCAUCCCCUACGAGGAGUUCUACCUGCACCAGUUCUUUGGCCUCGAGUACGCACGCUACGCCGCCUCGGUGCCGUCCGGCAUCCCCUUUGUCUCGUGA